UUUUAUUAAAUGAGCGACGACUUGCUAUAACAAUUUAGACCUUCUGAAGUGAUUAAUUGGGAUGAUAACACCAAGAAACUUAUAUUACUUGGUUAUAUUAAUAAUUAAUAGUCUAUUCUCAUAUUAUAGAAAAAACCAUUUGAAAAACAAGUUCAGCAACUUCUUUUUGAUAAUGCUCUUCAAUAUUUCCAUAAUGAUAUCUAUACAAAAUAUACUUUUUAGUAAUUAAAUGAAAUUGAUUGUGAAUUGAUUUCCCCUGCAAAUUAAGUUCAUAUUGAUAAAUAUUCAAAAUCUGACUAAAUUAUUAUUGAAGAAACAUAUGAAAUGUUCCUUAAAUAAUAAAUUAUUCAAAUGCCUCUAGAUUGGGUUUAUAAUAUUUUAGAGAAAAAGAAAGAGGUAGAAAAUAUUGUAUUUGAAAAUAAAAAUUUUUUAAUAUUGAAAGAUUAUGUGUUUGUGAAUUCAAAAAAUUUGGAAGACUUGCAUUUAUUGGCACUUCCAUUUUAAAGAGAUAUAAAAUCAUUGAGAGAUUUAAACUAAGAUCAUUUAUAAAUGUUAGAAGAUAUUUAUAAUGAAGGUUUAAGAAUAAUUAAUGAAGAAUACAAAUUAGAUUAAAAAUAUGUAAAGGUAUUCGUUCAUUAUCUACCAUCAUUUUAUCAUUUCCAUGUUCACUUCACUCAUUCUAGUCAAAUCGGUUAGUCAUUUCGAGAUAUUCCUUUAUCAUCAAUUAUAUAAAAUAUAAAAUUAAAGAGCAAUUAUUAUUAAAUAGUUGCACUUUAAUACGUCACAAGAGUAAGAAUUAAUAAGUUCUGA
Messenger RNA from Paramecium sonneborni, 810 nucleotides. The record is from the annotation of a GenBank genome assembly. NCBI's taxonomy places the organism in Eukaryota, Ciliophora, Oligohymenophorea, Peniculida, Parameciidae.